This is a messenger RNA of Corythoichthys intestinalis (scribbled pipefish), 809 nucleotides long. Its product is annotated as histone H2A.Z. Gene Ontology annotation, biological process: heterochromatin formation. Gene Ontology annotation, molecular function: protein heterodimerization activity; structural constituent of chromatin; DNA binding. Gene Ontology annotation, cellular component: chromatin; nucleosome. The record is from RefSeq and is a predicted model, not a curated record. The transcript has 5 exons. Lineage: Eukaryota; Metazoa; Chordata; Actinopteri; Syngnathiformes; Syngnathidae. The coding region runs from base 137 to 523 and encodes 128 amino acids.
GUUACUCGGCUAUAUAUAUACAUGCCAGUUGUAGGCGGGGAUUGUAGUUCAAACCGUCCGUCGAUGCAUUGCGGCUUGCAUUUUUGUUAGUUAGCUUUUGUGCUCCAACGGCCCGAAACUAUUCGAAGAAUUAAUCAUGGCUGGUGGAAAGGCGGGUAAAGACUCCGGAAAGACCAAGACGAAGGCGAUUUCGCGCUCUCAGCGAGCCGGAUUGCAGUUCCCAGUGGGACGUAUCCACAGACACCUCAAGUCCCGGACCACCAGUCACGGCAGGGUUGGGGCCACUGCAGCCGUGUACAGCGCGGCUAUCCUUGAAUACCUCACUGCCGAGGUUCUGGAGCUGGCUGGAAAUGCCUCCAAAGAUCUGAAAGUGAAGCGUAUCACUCCACGCCACUUGCAGCUGGCCAUCCGAGGGGACGAGGAGCUGGAUUCCCUUAUUAAGGCUACCAUCGCCGGCGGAGGUGUGAUCCCGCACAUUCACAAAUCCCUGAUCGGAAAGAAGGGCCAGCAGAAGACCGUAUAACGGGGAGCGUCUGGAAGUUGCGCCAUCUCAGGACGACGUCUGCAUCGCCGUUUUUUUUCCCCAUUGUCUUAGCGUAGAACACCUGUAGGAGUCCGAUUGGGUCGAGCUUGCAUCUACUCACCUGGGGGUAUUUUUUUAAAAAGUGGCUUCAAAGAAGCUCUUUUUGUUUCGUUGUUUUUCCUGGUGCUGCAGUUCUUAUUCGUUUGCUUUAUGUGGCAUUCCUGUGUUCAAGUGGUGGUUUAAUAAAGCUCUUAUGGGGCUCGUGUGUCGGUCUUUUUCAUAAAAA